ACACUUGAAGUGUUUUUAGCCCAAAUGUUAUUUUUGUUUAAUCUCUCUCUCGAAAUCCGAAAAUAUCAAAAUAAAUCUCACACGACUGGUACGUCCUUGCAAUAUAGUCAUGUUUCUAUGGCAACGGGUCAACAUUACCAUUGAGGUUCUUUGUCGCACUAAACAGACAGCUUUCUGGGUAAAUUGUUUGUAACCCUAUUUUUUGCUUGUUUUUUCAUCACCAAAAAUAUUUUUCUGUCCCAGCUGCAUCUGGACGAAGAAGAAAUGAACAAGACCGUGAUAAUUAUUGGAGAAAUGUAAACUUUGUAGAGUGAGACCUCUUCCACGUCAACUUUGAGAAGACAACAUCGAUACCGCACACGAGCUCCCUCCUCUCAGGUGGAUGAAAGCCUGUUUGGAAGAAACAUACAGAUCAUUACAUUCACCCUCGAAGGUAAAGGAUGCGCCAAUGCAGAAGCAGACAGGCAAGACUAUUCAAAUUGUCACCAAAGAUCUCAUACGCAAACUCAGGGUUCCAUGCAGGGAUCCCUCUGGACAGUCCAUUAUUCUACCAUCGGCUGACUUUGAGCAGAUCACUUCCAGGUCCAAGGUUCUCUCUCAGGAGGAGAGGGUAGCCUCGAUGGAGGCACAUAAGAAUAGGAAAGAGGCUGAAUUGCGGGCAGCCGAGGAAAGGAAGCGCCAGAUGUUAGAGGCCGACAUGUGCCGUCAGGAGAAGCAGGCUCUGAGUGAGGUGGAGCUGGAGGCUCACGAGCGAGCGCAGCAUCUGCUGGUGCGAGCCAAUGCCCUGAGAAUGGAGCAGGAGGAGGACAUUAGACAACUCAACAAGGCGAUUCUAGGUGCUCAGUGCCAAGCCACACGUGACGCCCAAAUCCAGGAGAAGAAACAGAUCCAGAUGGAGAUGCUGGAAGAGGAGAGGCGUCUGGAUGCCAUGAUGGAAGCGGAGCGCCGCAGACGUCUGGACAGGGUAGAGCAGAUUGAUGAGCUGCGCAAGCAAGAGAGGAUCAGUGGGAAACAACAAAUUUUCGAGCAGAUCCAGCAGCGUCAGGAGGAGAAGAUGGUGCAAGAGGAGCUGAAAGAGCAGGAAAAACAACAGACAAGAGAGAAGCAAGCCAGAAUGAACCUGGAGGACCUCAGGGCCCUGGAGAAGAAGAGGGAGGAACAAAAGCAUCUGCACCAGGAAGUCAUGCGGAUCAAUGCUGAGACGCUGAGGGCACAGGAGCUGAGGAGAGAAGAGGAGAAGCUGGCAGACAUGAGAGAAAUGGAAUACAUCAAAAACAAACUGCAACGAGAGGCGGAGUAUGAAGCGGAACAGAAGAGGUUGAAGAGGGAGAAGGAGUUAGAGAUUGCCCGACUGAGAGCUCAGCAGGAGAGAGCGAGAGACCACAAGGCUGAUCAGGAUGAGCUCCGUGCCAAGAGGAACCAAGAGAUUGCGGACAGAGAAUGGAGGAGGAAAGAAAAGGAGUUGGCUGCUAAGAAGGCUCAGGAGGAGGCCAUGCUUCGAGCUGCUCGCCUAGACCAGGUUCAGCGUAAGGAGCAGCUCCUGUCCAUGGAGGCCGGUCGGGAGAAGGCAGAGUUUGAGAGGGUUUUAAAAGUUCAACAGGAGGCGAACGCCAGACAGAAGGAAGUGGAUGAAAGGCAGCGUCAGAAAGCACUACGCCAAGCAGAGGCCAUCAGGCAGCAGGUGAAGGACUUGGAGCAAUUAAACGUUGCCAAGCGCAAGGAGACGUUAAAAGAAGCGGAUAAACUGAGCGAGGAGGCGCGGCAGCGACACAAGCGCAUCAAUGACCUCAAACAGAGGAAGCUGAAGGAGCUCAAGGCAACAGGGCUCAGUGACAAAUAUUGCAGUGAAGUCGAAAGGAAGACUUGGCUGCUUUGAUUCACUCAGAUUACAUCUACACACCAUCAACAAGCAAGCACAAUCUUCAAUGUGAUCCACAAAUAAACAUAUGGUAGCAUUUCUGAAUUCAUGGUGAUUGGUACAGUCCAAUUGUAGUGGUUCAUUAAUGGUUUCUUGUGUGCAUAACUAAAAAAAUGCAUGGUUGGAGAAGAACGUAAUUUGUCUCAACUGGGAUCUUCCAGUUGAUUUAUAUUUGUAAUAUAAAAAUUGUUCAACAAAACAGUCGGGUUCCAGUAAUGUGACAGAUUAAUAAAACAAAUAUUAAAAAAUAAUAGUCUGUUUUUUGAUUGACUCAUUUCAUUUGCUUGUAAUCUGACUUUCUGAUUGGCACUGAUGGCAGCAUCCACUGUAGCCAAUAGGGGUAUCUUGACACAGAAAUGUUUCUUUUGUUAAAAGAUAUGGAGGACCUAGAGAACAUAAAACCCUAAAAAUAAGUGAGGUAUUUCCCAACUUUAGGUAACUGAUUAAGUAUUAUAAACAGCAGUUAAAUAAGGGAACAAACACACAGUAGUUAAGAUCACAUCCCCAACAAUAACAAUAUAUUCUAAUUUCUAACACGGUUCACACAGUUGUAUUUUGCAAAUUGAACAAAAAAUGUUAAGUUGAAUUAUCUUAUUUUGUGUAAUUGA
Phyllopteryx taeniolatus (common seadragon) is the source of this 2526-nucleotide messenger RNA. It is a transcript of the gene cfap45, whose product is annotated as cilia and flagella associated protein 45. The transcript is spliced from 12 exons. The coding region runs from base 383 to 1876 and encodes 497 amino acids. The record is from RefSeq and is a predicted model, not a curated record. NCBI's taxonomy places the organism in Eukaryota, Metazoa, Chordata, Actinopteri, Syngnathiformes, Syngnathidae.